AUCAUCGAAGAAACGAGUUGUUUCCUGCGGUACACAUGUACAUAGCACCAAAUUAAACGAUGGCUUCUUCAAAGAAGAAGGAUUUAAAGAGCAGUGGCCCUAAGGACAGUAAUUCGGACACCAACGACGAGGACAAAACCGAAUUGUGCCCCGGUUUCAGAGACGUGGACGCUUUUGUUAAACAUGGGUUUGGUGCUGUAUUAUCAGCCACCAAAGCAUCUGCCGGCCUACCUCAAGCUGGGGAUGAAUAUGAUUUCUAUCGGAGCUUCCCAGGAUUCCAGGAGUUCUGUGAAAGUCAAGGAGAUAAGCUCCUGCACUGUAUGAGUCAGAUAAUGCAGCACCAUGGAUGCAGAUCUCACAUGAGAGACCGGAACAAGCUGACAGGGCUGGAGGAGAGGUUCGACUUGGUCGUGGACUCAAAUGACGUUAUCCUCGAAAGAGUGGGGAUUCUUCUUGAUGAAGCUGAUGGGGUGAACAGGAGCCAGCAGCCUGUCAUGCCUGCAGGGUUCCAGCCUCCAAAAAUUGUCGUUUCCAGCUGGAAUCGCAAGGGUUCCAGUCCUAGCAGUCGCUCCGAGACAUUUCGACUGCUCCAUGCCAAGAACAUCACACGACCUCAACUGAAAUUCAAGGAAAAAGUUGACAACAGCAACACGCCUUUUAUACCCAAAAUCUUCAUCAAGCCAAAUGCAGUAAAGCCACUUCCAUCUUAUUUUACCAACAAACAAAUGCGUAAAGAGAGGCCUGAGGACCUUGAUGUCCCAGCUGCACUGGCUGACUUCAUCCACCAGCAAAGAACUCAGGAACAUGUUGAUGACAUGUUUGCACACCCAUACCAAUAUGAACUGGACCAUCUUACAAUACCAGAAAAUCUUCUGUCUAAGCCAGAUCCUCAGAUGCACAAACCAGUAGCUGAGACAAAGUUGUCAUUUGUUGAUACACUGGAGGAUUUGGUAGCUCUAAAUGAAAAGCUGUGCAAAUUGUCUGAAUUUGCAGUGGACCUGGAGCAUCAUUCCUACAGAAGUUUCCUCGGCCUCACCUGUCUGAUGCAGAUCUCCACCAGAGAGGAGGACUUCAUCAUCGACACCUUGGAGCUCCGCAGCGAGAUGUACAUCCUGAAUGAGGCAUUCACUGACGCCUCCAUUGUCAAGGUUUUUCACGGUGCAGAUUCUGACAUUGAAUGGCUCCAGAGGGACUUUGGCUUGUAUGUUGUCAACCUUUUUGACACACAUCAGGCAAGCCGGGCUCUCAACCUGGCCAGACAUUCCCUCGACCACUUGCUAAAACACUUCUGCAAUGUGGACUCAGACAAACGUUACCAGCUGGCUGACUGGAGGGUUCGCCCCUUGCCAGAUGAGAUGGUGCAGUAUGCCCGGACAGACACCCACUACCUUCUUUAUAUCUACGACUGCGUGAGGGUACAGCUUCUCGACUUCAACCACGGACAGCCUGGUUUGCUGCAGAGUGUCUGGAACAAGAGCAGGAGUAUUUCCCUCAAGAAAUAUGUGAAGCCUAUCUACACAGAAGAGUCAUAUUUGGAGCUGCAGAGGAAGCAGAAAAAGUCUUUUAACACCCAGCAGCUCACUGCCUUCAGACUGCUGUUUGCCUGGAGGGACAAACUGGCCAGGCAGGAAGAUGAAAGCACCGGAUACGUCCUGCCCACUCACAUGAUGAUCAAAAUAUCUGAGGAGUUGCCCAAGGAGCCUCAGGGCAUCAUUGCCUGCUGUAACCCCGUGCCCCCACUGGUGAGGCAGUACAUCAAUGAGCUCCAUUUGUUAGUGCAGCAGGCCAGGGAAAUCCCCCUCCUUAAGGCUGAGAUUGCGGCGCAGAAGAAGAAAGGACUCACGCCCAUUAAAAAGCCUGAGGUCCCGUUGUUUGGUCCCCAUGAUACAUCCAGGGUUUCCGAGAGCGACCCCCCUCAAAUUUCUGCUGAUGAACUGCCAGUUAAGCAGGGGAUGCUGUUCUCAGAGGAUGAGGACAAAAUGGACGUGGAUGUACAGAAAGAAAGUGGUCUCGUGGCAUCAGCUAAAAUCACGCUGUUUGAGGAGGUGGAAAUAAAGGAUGACCAGGAGUCAAGCUCAGCGGCUCAGAUGAAAGCCAGACGUAUCGUUGAGUCCUUUGAAAACCCCUUUAGAAUGUAUUUACCCUCCACUGAUGUGCACGUCAACAAAAGUGCCAAGUUUGACCCGUCUUCAAAAAUAUUCGAGAUCAGUAAAAGGUGGAAACUACAGAGUGUUGAACAGCAACAGACUGAAUUAGAGGCCAAGAAGAAAGCCAAGCAGGAAGCCAAGGAAAUGGCGAAAAAGCAGACAGAGGAAAGGACAAAGGCUAAACAGAGUUAUCAGGAGUCUCUCAAGAACGUCGCCACAGUUCGCCAGCAAGUAGCAGAAUCAUCAAACGCCGGCGGAAAGAAAAGAGAGCGGGUCGACAGUGAGGUUGGAGACUUGACUCCCAAACCAAGCAAGAAGUUAAUGAAAUCUGCAGAGAAACCCCAGAAGACAGAAGUAACUCCUCAAGACAGCUUCAAGCCCUUUGACUACAGUCAGUCAGACCUCAAAGUCUUUGCUGGUAACACAUCAAAGGAUAACACACAGUUUGAUCCAAACCGGCAAGCCCACGAUUUUAAGAGAAAAAAAACUCCUAAGGGACAGAAAAACAACACUGGUGCUGGCAACCGAAGUAUGUCGUACCUGCCUGGAAAAUCGGAUCGAGGAUUCCGGCAUAACUGGCCCAAAAGAUAGGCUGUCUUUGAUGCUAUUUUCUGUCUCCAUUUUAAAACCUUUUCACCCUGCAGAAACAGUGUUUGUCUUUUUUUGUCCUUGUUGUGCAGCCAAGUAAAAUCCAGGAUUUCAGAAUUUAAUGAAUUUUGAAUCAAAAAGUGUCUUUUUCUAUCUGCGGAACAGUUUACACUGUAAAUAUGUGUAAGCGCACACCUCCCAAUUAAAGAUUGUUUUUAGAGGUAAA
Pelmatolapia mariae (spotted tilapia) is the source of this 2961-nucleotide messenger RNA. It is a transcript of the gene exosc10, whose product is annotated as exosome component 10. Gene Ontology annotation, molecular function: 3'-5'-RNA exonuclease activity; nucleotide binding; single-stranded RNA binding. The transcript has 25 exons. NCBI's taxonomy places the organism in Eukaryota, Metazoa, Chordata, Actinopteri, Cichliformes, Cichlidae. Gene Ontology annotation, biological process: TRAMP-dependent tRNA surveillance pathway; exonucleolytic trimming to generate mature 3'-end of 5.8S rRNA from tricistronic rRNA transcript (SSU-rRNA, 5.8S rRNA, LSU-rRNA); nuclear polyadenylation-dependent CUT catabolic process. Bases 60 to 2738 code for a protein of 892 amino acids. The record is from RefSeq and is a predicted model, not a curated record. Gene Ontology annotation, cellular component: nucleolus; nuclear exosome (RNase complex).